Messenger RNA from Ochotona curzoniae (black-lipped pika), 879 nucleotides. RefSeq names its product coiled-coil domain containing 198 (gene CCDC198). The transcript is spliced from 6 exons. The record is from RefSeq and is a predicted model, not a curated record. NCBI's taxonomy places the organism in Eukaryota, Metazoa, Chordata, Mammalia, Lagomorpha, Ochotonidae. Bases 1 to 879 code for a protein of 292 amino acids.
AUGGGUCUGAGCCAUUCAAAGGCUCACUCUAGAGUAAUCAAAGUGGCACCUGUGCCAAGCAAAGAGGAGGAGACUGCGGGUCCUGUUGACUUCACACUCAAUCCACGCCUGGAAGAAAGGAACUUGUGUCUGUUGCCAAGAAUACAGGACCGGAGCGAGGCUUGGGGAGGACCACUGCCACCUCUACGAGAAACCUGGUAUGGAAGAUACUCUACAGUGUCCAGAGCCAUGUAUUUUGACAUCCCACUGGAAAAGGGAGAAACAAGCAUUAUUAAAAGGCAUCCACCCCGAAGACCUCAAAAGCUUGAACCGAUUGACCUGCCUCAAGUAAUUGCCUCGGAGAGGUUUCUGAGCCAGCGAGAAGCCAGGACAAGGCACAAAGCCAAGCAGGAACUGGAAAAGAAAAUGCAAGCUCCAGUGCAUACUUCUGGGAAAAGACAAUAUUUACAUAAGAUGCAAAUGCUGGAAAUGAACCGUAAAAGGCAAGAGGCCCAAAUGCAGUUCAAGAAAAGUCUUCACAGGGAAGCAAGAAUUAAUGAUCAAAAACUGAGGGACCAUGAGGCUGAGAAAAUCCUUCCAAGUGUCUCAAGGAGUGAUGAUGACGGCCUCCUAGCUACAUCUGGACAGAUGGACAGAUGUCUAGGAAAUUUAGAAAAUGCAGAAGUUUUGGAGCAUCAUGCAGGAAGUGACUAUUGUACCCAGAAAAUUGGUAAAAUGGAAGCAUGGAUCCGUGAGCAGGAAGCCCGGGGACAGCUUCUCUGGGACAGUUCCAGCUCUGACACUGAUGAGUUGGGCAAUGAUGAGAAGAAACCACGAGCACUGGUGAGGACAAGGACGGAGAGAAUUCCACAUUUUGAUGAGUUUUUUGAUCAAGGAUAA